CCCUCGACCCCUUCUGUAUUAGUGCAAUGUACUGCCGCCAGAGGUAUACUUAUCUUGUUUACAGUGAACUACCUGAUCGACUUUUUCGUGACAUAACCAAAAAGUUGUUGAUUACUAAAAACAAAAUUAAAUGGAAAAACAGUAUGGUCUUAUUGUCCCGAACAAGAGUAAACCUUUACACCCAAUUGGCCCCGUCAGACCGUCCAUCUUCGGUAACGAUUCCGACUCCGACUCGGGCGCCGCUAAACCAACUGGGCUCAAAACGGCGUUAAAGCGACAGGACAGAUUACUGCAAGAGAAGGCGAUAGAGGAGGAUCCGACCGUCUUUCAAUAUGACGAGCUGUACGACGACAUGGACGCCAAACGGAAGGAAUCGAAGCUGUCCCGCAAGGAUCUCGACAAGAAACCGAAGUACAUCAACAAAUUGCUGCAGAGUGCCGAACGGCGCAAACGCGAGAACGAGCGACGCAUCGAACGGCAGGUGCAACGGGAACGCGAGGCCGAAGGCGAAGAGUUCAAGGAUAAGGACUCGUUCGUUACGUCGGCGUACCGCGCCAAGCUCGAGGAACUGAAGAAGCUCGACGAGGAGGAGGAACGCGAGGACUACCUCGAGGCGAUCGGCGACGUGCGAAAGCAGGGUAACAUCGACGGCUUCUAUCGGCACCUCUACGACCAGAAGGUCCUCUACGAGGACAAGGUCGAGGAGGGGGAGGGCGCCAAGUCGAAGAGGCGGAGGUACCGCAGUCAGCGCGAGCAGAGCUCCGACUCGGAGCCCGAAGUCAAGCCGCAACUGCAGCAUCUGCCGUCUAAUAUCGACGCCGAUUCCGAUUUCAGUAUAGACUCGUCCGAUUCGGAGGGGGAGAAGGGACGGGCCGAGGCCGUUCCUCCGGUCGAGGCCGCAACUGAAACUUCGGCAGAGGUCGUGCGGACCGACGAAAAUAAAACGGAAGCCGAAGAGGUGGAGGAGGUGAAGGUCGAGGCGAAAGUUCGUGAGAAAGUGAAAGUCGAUAUAUGGAAGAAACGGACGGUGGGGGACGUAUUUGACAGUGCACUUCGGAGGUAUUUCGAGCGGAAGGCUUUGAGAGAAAGCGGGAGUUAUGUUAGGCCGAUUUUGUAAAUGUGUUUUAAUUGUAGUUUAAGCGACAAAUAAAUUAUUUAUAAAACGA
Molecule: messenger RNA, 1166 nt
Organism: Photinus pyralis (common eastern firefly)
Lineage: Eukaryota; Metazoa; Arthropoda; Insecta; Coleoptera; Lampyridae
Product: nuclear speckle splicing regulatory protein 1
Exons: 3
Coding region: 131-1117 (328 amino acids)
Biological process (GO): regulation of alternative mRNA splicing, via spliceosome
Source: RefSeq, a predicted model, not a curated record